Lotus japonicus is the source of this 550-nucleotide messenger RNA. RefSeq lists its product as uncharacterized. The record is from RefSeq and is a predicted model, not a curated record. The coding region runs from base 52 to 384 and encodes 110 amino acids. NCBI's taxonomy places the organism in Eukaryota, Viridiplantae, Streptophyta, Magnoliopsida, Fabales, Fabaceae. The transcript is spliced from 2 exons.
GAUUGUAUAUAUGAUGAUGAACCCCUUGGAUUCGAGCAAUCUUUAGAUCCCAUGUUAAAAAUGCAGGCUCAGGAUCCUUUGGAGGAGGUUGAUUUAGGAGAUGGGACUAAGAAAAGGCCGACGUAUGUAAGUUCGUUGAUCGAUUCGGGUUUUAAGAAUCGGAUUGUUAGUUUGUUGCAGGAAUACAAAGAUUGCUUCGCAUGGGAUUAUGACGAAAUGCCGGGUUUAAGCCGGGAGUUAGUGGAGUUGAAGUUACCAAUUCGGCCUGGUAGGAAACCAGUGAAGCAAGCCCCAAGGAGAUUCGCCCCGGAGGUGUUCUCAAAGAUAAAAGAGGAAGUGGAGCGCUUACUUGGAGCAAAGUUCAUACGAACAGCCAGAGGAUGAUGUGUCGAAGACUGCAUUUCGGUGUCCAGGGGCACUAGGAACAUAUGAAUGGGUGGUGAUGCCGUUCGGUCUUAAAAAUGCCGGUGCAACUUAUCAGAGGGUAAUGAACACUAUCUUUCAUGAAUAUAUUGAGAAAUUUAUGCAAGUGUAUAUCGAUGAUAUUGUA